AUGAUGGCACAGCUAAACCUGCCGGUGAUAGGAACCCAAUCCUGCCCGCCUCCAGAGCUUCCCCAGCUCGUGGCAGAGCAGCAUGUCCCCGUCUCCGCGCAGGACAAGGACACGAAGCGCCUCAUCGUUGUCCUGUCCAACGCCAGCCUGGAGACAUAUCGUUCGUCUCAUGGCGGUGCCGGACGGCCUGCCAAUGGUCGUGAGGAGAAAUAUUCCCUUCUCAACUCUGACGAACACAUCGGUAUCAUGCGCAAGAUGAACCGUGACAUCAGCGAGGCCAGACCGGACAUCACCCAUCAGUGUCUUCUCACCCUCCUCGACUCGCCCGUCAACAAGGCCGGCAAGCUCCAGAUAUACAUCCACACCGCCAAGGGUGUCUUGAUCGAGGUCUCGCCCACCGUCCGCAUCCCUCGUACCUUCAAGCGUUUCGCCGGUCUGAUGGUUCAGCUUCUUCAUCGCCUGUCCAUCCGCUCCACCAACUCGGAGGAGAAGCUGCUCAAGGUCAUCAAGAACCCCAUCACCGACCACCUGCCUCCAAACUGCCGCAAGGUGACGCUCAGUUUUGACGCGCCCAUCGUUCGCGUCAACGACUACGUCAAGACCCUUGGAGCCAAGGAGAGUAUCUGCGUCUUCGUCGGUGCCAUGGCCAAGGGCAGAGAUGACUUUGCAGACGCCUUCAAGGACGAUACCAUCUCCAUCAGCAACUUCAGUCUCAGCGCCAGUGUUGCGUGCAGCAAGUUCUGCCACGCCGCAGAGGAUGCUUGGAAUAUUGUCUAA
Arthroderma uncinatum is the source of this 777-nucleotide messenger RNA. Its product is annotated as essential for mitotic growth 1. Gene Ontology annotation, cellular component: small-subunit processome; nucleolus. Bases 1 to 777 code for a protein of 258 amino acids. The record is from RefSeq and is a predicted model, not a curated record. The transcript is spliced from 2 exons. Gene Ontology annotation, molecular function: rRNA binding; rRNA (pseudouridine) methyltransferase activity. Gene Ontology annotation, biological process: rRNA base methylation. Lineage: Eukaryota; Fungi; Ascomycota; Eurotiomycetes; Onygenales; Arthrodermataceae.